Amaranthus tricolor (Joseph's coat) is the source of this 1778-nucleotide messenger RNA. RefSeq names its product aspartyl protease AED3-like. Gene Ontology annotation, biological process: proteolysis. Lineage: Eukaryota; Viridiplantae; Streptophyta; Magnoliopsida; Caryophyllales; Amaranthaceae. The transcript has 3 exons. The coding region runs from base 93 to 1412 and encodes 439 amino acids. Gene Ontology annotation, molecular function: aspartic-type endopeptidase activity. The record is from RefSeq and is a predicted model, not a curated record.
CCACUAUAUAUACACACAAGUAACAACCCUUUUUUGGCACUUCACUUCAUUAGUAAGGUAGUAUAGCUAGCUUAACACAAAGCUAGAUAGCCAUGAAAUCUCUUCACAUUCCCCUCUUCUUCUUCUUCCUACUCCUCCCUCUCCACACCUUAUCUAAACAACAAGGGCAAACCCAACCCACCCACUACUGCAACCUCCCAACAGACAAAGGAUCAACCCUAAAAGUAUUCCAUGUAUCAAGCCCAUGCUCACCCUUCAAGCCCAAGAAAAUGUCUUGGGAAGAAAGUGUGAUCCAAAUGUUGAUCGAGGACCAAGCCCGGUCGCAAUACCUGACCAGCCUGGUGGCUAGGAAGUCGGUAGCGCCGGUUGCUUGGGCUCGGCAGCUGAUCCAAAGCCCAACAUACAUUGUAAGGGUGAAAGUUGGAACCCCUGCUCAGACAUUUUUAAUGGCUUUAGAUACAAGUAAUGAUGCUGCUUGGUUGCCCUGUAAUGGCUGCCAAGGUUGUGGAUCUUCCCAUUUUAAUUCUGAUAAAUCUACUUCUUUUAAAAGUGUUGCUUGUGGUGCCCCACAGUGUCAACAGGUAAUAAACUCGGCAUGUGUCCAAAACCUAUGCAGCUUCAACCAAACCUAUGGAGGCUCAACCUUAGCAGCCGGGCUAUCCCAAGACACAAUAGCCUUAGCCCAAGACCCAAUCCCCGGCUACGUGUUCGGAUGCAUCCAAAAAACAACCGGAGCAUCCGUACCACCGCAAGGGUUACUGGGUCUUGGUCGAGGUCCAUUAUCUCUUCUUGCUCAAACCCAAAGCCUAUACAAGUCCACUUUCUCUUAUUGUCUACCCAGUUUUAGAUCUUCUAACUUUUCAGGGUCCUUAAGACUUGGCCCAGUUGCCCAACCAAAAAGGAUACAUUACACACCAUUACUUAAGAAUCCAAAAAGACCCUCUCUUUAUUAUGUGAAUUUGAUUGGUAUUAAGGUUGGGCGUAAAACUGUUGACAUUCCUCCUCAGGCUCUGGCUUUCAAUCCUAAUACUGGUGCAGGCACUGUUAUUGAUUCUGGCACGGUGUACACACGGCUAGUGGUACCAGCCUACACGGCGGUGCGAGACGAGUUCAGACGUCGAAUGGGAAAAGCAAACGUGACAUCCCUAGGAGGAUUCGACACAUGCUACAACGUACCAAUAACCAUACCAAGUAUAACAUUCAUGUUCCAAGGCAUGAACUUGUCCUUGGCACAAGACAACUUCAUGCUGCGUAGCACUUCCACCAGUAUCGCCUGCCUCGCCAUGGCCGCCUCCCCGGAAAACGUAAACGCCGGCCUUAAUAUCAUUGCCAAUAUGCAGCAGCAGAACCACAGAGUAGUUUUUGAUGUGCCCAAUAACAGGAUUGGCAUCUCUAGGGAAAAUUGUACUUAGAUAUAUUAUUACUAUUUUGUUUUAGUAAUGUUAAAUUAAUUAAUUAAUAUAAUAUUAAUUAGUGUGUUAAAUUAUGUUAUGGGAAUGGGAAUGAACUUAUUUUAUUUUAAUUUGUGUGUGUUUCUUUUUUUAUAGUGAGGAUAUCCGUGACUUGAAAGGACUAUAUUUUUGUUGUAUUGUAUGGUGUUAAGUCAGGUAGAAAAUUGGGAGCAGCUGAAGAACUGAACAAAAUAAAAUAAUGGAGUUGUUUUAUUGUGCACUGCAGUUAUUGUUUUUUACUUGUGAGUUGUAAUCUUCUCACGGGUAUUCUGCUUCCUCUGUAACGCUGUUCUUUGUCGUUCAUUUCAUGCUCUUGCUUAAUUCAUG